AUGUCGACACCCACGAACAACGAACACGCAUCUGUUGUCCAGGACGCGCCUCAAGAAGUCCCACAACAAACGCCACAGGAUUUACCUACUGGUGUAUCUCAGCAUACUCAACCAGCACCACAGAUUGUGCCAGCUGGCGUACCGCAGAAUACUCAACCAGUCGCUCCUGAGGCGAUCGACGAUAAUGACUCGGCGAUAGGAGAUGAGGAAGACCUGCUUUCAACGUCCUCCUUGACUUCAAGCAUUUUCAAUUAUCGGCAGGAGAAUGGAAGAACUUACAAUAGCUAUGGUGACGCCUAUAUUCUGCCGAAUGAUGAGACCGAGCUCGACCGACUAGAUCUACAACAUCAUCUUCUCAAGUUGACGUGGGGAGAUCAACUAGCAACGAUUGAUGUCGCCAAAAGUGGCCAAGCACAUCGAGUUCUUGAUGUAGGGACGGGGACGGGCAUCUGGGCAAUCGAAUGGGGGGAUCAAUAUCCAGACUCAAUGGUGCUUGGUGUCGAUGUCAGCCCGAUACAGCCAGCCUUUGUACCCCCAAAUGUGUCCUUCGAAAUUGCAGAUCUUACUCAAAGUUGGAGUUUUACCCACAAAUUUGACUUCAUCUUCUCGCGAAUGAUGACUGGAGCUUUUGGCGACUGGCGGAAGGCAAUACAGGAAUAUUACGACAACUUGAAUCCAGGCGGAAGUGUUGAGAUUCAAGAUAUCAACUUCGAUGUGAAGAGCGAUGAUGGCUCACUUCACGAAGACUCGCCUUUGAGAAAAUGGUCCAAAUAUAUGUUGGAAGCUAGCAUCAAGCUUGGAGCGCCACUUGAUAGCAUUCUAUCCGUAAAAACGCUCCUGGAGGAAGUGGGAUUCGUGGAAAUCGAACAAAAGGUUGCGGUUUGGCCCAUGACCUGGUGGGCCAAAGACCCUCGAUUCAAGAAAAUUGGACUCUGGACGUACCACAACAUGUCUGGCUCAUUAUCCGGCAUCAGCCUGGCCCUUUUCACCCGAGGUCUGGGCUGGACUGUGGAGGAGCUUGAAGUUUUCUUGGUUGGCGUCAGAAAAGACAUGCGGGACACCAAAAUUCAUGCGUACUGGCCAAUAUUGCGGCAUGUUCCUGGACCAUCCUCUGCGGGGUUCUCAAAAUGGUGGUUACUGAAGCGGACACUGAAUGGGACCAUCCACAUGGAAACCGCCCAGGCCACUUUCGAUCAUGGCUCCCUCGUCCGCAUUGGGCCCAACGAACUGGUAACCAGUGAUCCUGAUACCCUCAGAAAGAUGCUGGCCGUCAGAUCCCCUUAUCUUCGCUCAGAUUGGUAUGACGCGAUCAAGAUUGAUCCCGACCACGCCAAUAUCUUGUCUGAGAGAAAUGUCGAGAAGCACCAAGCACUCCGAGCAAAGAUGGCACCAGGAUAUGCUGGCAAAGAGAAUCUGGAUCUCGAAGAGACUAUUGACAAAGUCAUUGCUAGUCUGGUGCAGCUUAUCAAGAGCAAGUACAUUUCAACAGCUUCAGAGUAUCGACCAGUCGACUUCGCACGCAAGGCUCAAUAUCUCACCCUGGACUUGAUCGGCCAAAUAGCAUUUGGUAAGCCAUUCGGGUUCAUUGAGAAUGACGACGACAUGUAUGCCUACAUUGAGACAACUGAAAAUACCAUUCCGGUGAUGAUGUUUGUCUGCGCAUUUCCAGCACUGGCAAAAGUGAUUCACUCUCCGAUCUUCAAAAGCCUGAUGCCGAAGAAGACUGACUCUUAUGGCUUGGGAAAGAUCAUGGGUAUGGCGAGAGAAGUGGUCGACGAGCGGUUUGAGCCUGACGCGAAGCGAAAGUGGGAUAUGCUUGGUUCUUUCGUUGCCCACGGCCUAACAAGACAGGAGGCAGAGUCAGAAACACUCGUUCAGAUCCUUGCUGGUAGUGAUACGACUGCAUCGGCCACUCGCGCGAUCCUCUUACAUGUCAUUACCAACCCUCCGGUUCUCGAAAGACUACUAGAAGAGAUCAAACAGAGUGAUAUUUCCGACCCGAUCAAAGAUGCAGAAGCUAAGAAGAUGCCCUACCUGCAAGCCGUCAUCAAAGAGGGACUGCGGAUUCAUCCACCAGUGACGGGCCUCAUGCUCAAAAUCGUCCCACCAGGAGGUGAUACCAUUCUCGGCAAAUAUCUGCCCGCUGGUACCAAACUUGGUUAUUCGGCAUUCGGAGUUUUUCUCGAUCCCAAGCUGUGGGGACCAGACUCGAAAGUCUAUCGUCCAGAACGCUGGUUGGAAGGUACACCCGAGGAGAUCAGACGCAAGGAGAAUGACAUGGAUCUGGUGUUUGGUUGGGGCCGUUCUCAAUGCCUGGGAAAGACAGUCGCAGCUAUUGAACUAAACAAGAUCAUUGUGCAGCUUUUGCGAAACUUCAAUUUCACCAUUGCCGACCCCCAGAAGCCCUGGAAUUCCUUUGGUGCAGGAGUUUUCAUCGUCAGCGACAUGUGGAUGCGUGUCACUGAGAAGGAACCACCACUCUAA
This is a messenger RNA of Exophiala bonariae, 2484 nucleotides long. RefSeq lists its product as uncharacterized. The transcript has 17 exons. NCBI's taxonomy places the organism in Eukaryota, Fungi, Ascomycota, Eurotiomycetes, Chaetothyriales, Herpotrichiellaceae. The record is from RefSeq and is a predicted model, not a curated record. The coding region runs from base 1 to 2484 and encodes 827 amino acids. Gene Ontology annotation, molecular function: heme binding; oxidoreductase activity, acting on paired donors, with incorporation or reduction of molecular oxygen; iron ion binding.